Molecule: messenger RNA, 2716 nt
Organism: Labeo rohita (rohu)
Lineage: Eukaryota; Metazoa; Chordata; Actinopteri; Cypriniformes; Cyprinidae
Gene: dxo
Product: decapping exoribonuclease
Exons: 6
Coding region: 340-1566 (408 amino acids)
Biological process (GO): NAD-cap decapping; nuclear-transcribed mRNA catabolic process
Cellular component (GO): nucleus; cytosol
Molecular function (GO): mRNA 5'-diphosphatase activity
Source: RefSeq, a predicted model, not a curated record
UUGAAAGUGUGUUUUCAUAGCUGUUGUGUUUACGCGCUUGAUACAGAAUAUGCUAUGUGAGUGAGAUAUCAGUUUAAUCCUAAUUAACAACCACGUUUAGUUUUUGGAACGUUACAUAUUAAAUAUUUCCUAUGAAUGAUUAUCUUUACUGAUUAUUAUUUGUUAAGAAAGACAUGUUGGUUCAUGGGAGUGGAGUUGUUGCUAUCACAUAGCCUGGUUCGUCAUCUACUCUGUAUUUACAAAUUAACUUCAUUGUAUUUAUUCAUAAUUCCAUUAAUGUAUUAGCUAAAUACGUAUUAGCAAAACAUAUUUAAGGGUUUAACUCACUAAAAACACGCCAUGGCUCAACGUUACCACAGAGACCAUCAUCACGAGUCUGCUUAUAAAAGAUGUAGAGACUCCAGCAGUGAUUAUAACGCGGAUAAACGCCACAGAUCAUCAGAAGAAAGUCAACACGGAUCACCUGAGACUCUGAGCGCUCACAGACAGCAGUAUGAGAGAAAUUUCCCGCUCUACAAGCAGCCUGUGGAGGUGGGCUUCUUCUCUCUGGACUCUCACAGGAACUUCUUCAACGAUCAGAGGCAGCUGCGGUAUUAUGUGCAGCCCAGGAAAAGUCCAGAUUUUAAUUUAAGGGACGGAUACACCAGCCGCUUCGUAAAAAGAGAUGACAGCGUGAAAGAGAGGCUUGAUCAUUUGCUGCAGUGGAUUCGGGUCAACAGAGACAAGAUUCAGACCAGAGACCAAACACCCUCAUCCAGUGCUCUAGGAGUGGAUUUUGUGACAUGGAGAGGACACCUAACCAAAGUACUGACCACCCCAUACGAGACUCAAGAGGGAUGGUUGCUGGCCGUGUCCAAGUUCAGAGGCACCAUCUACAUCAGCGAGGUGGAAACGGAGGCUGCCAGAGUGAACCGAGAAACCCGCUCCGAGCGACAGGAAGAGAUGAUGUACUGGGGCUACAAGUUUGAGCAGUACAUGUGCGCAGAUGAUGUGGAUGGGACUCCAGACCCAGGGGGCAUUGUGAACACCAAUGAGGCGUUCUGUACAGUGGUUCAGACGCGUCUGGCCGAUCAUAAGCUGCUCUUCUCUGGAGAGGUGGACUGCCGGGUCAAAGACCCCGAUGCUCCUCCGGCACCAGGAUGUUAUGUGGAGCUCAAGACCUCCGCAGAGAUCUGCACCCCGAAACAACAAAGCAACUUCCACAGGUACAAGCUGCUGAAAUGGUGGGCGCAGUCGUUUCUUCCUGGAGUGCCACAGAUAGUUGCUGGGUUUCGAGACCAUGAUGGGAUAGUGGUGUCUGUUGAGACCUUCCAAACGUCAAAAAUUUCACAGCUCAUCAAGAAUGAAUAUAACUGCUGGAAGCCAACAGUCUGCAUGAAUUUCUGCAGUGAUUUCUUGUCCUUUGUCAAAUCGGUUGUCAAAGAGGAUGACCCAAGGCUGGUGUAUCUGUUCAGAUGGGAUCCACACAGAGACGUGACCUACACCGUCCACAGAGACUCUCAAUACACCUUCUUACCAGACUGGUACACCAAGGACAUGAAGAGCCAUCAUUCAUCUCACCACUGACGUACUGAGCUCACACCAUAUGCUGCACAUCAGGCAGGACGUGAGGACAUUUUAGUUGUUUAUGUGCUGUGCACAACUUGCCAUUGCUUGUUUUUUCUCUGGAUGUUCUGGAUUCGGUUUCUGGCCUGGGUAAGAAUGGUUUCAUCAAAUGUCAACAAACCUUUUUUACUUAGAUUUUUUUUAUGAUGUCCUCCUUUUAUCCUUUGUUAUAAUGAAGUGUUAGUUCACCCAGAAAUGCAAAUUCUGUCAUUAAUUACUCACCCUCGUGUCGUUCCAAACCCGUAAGACUUUCGUUCAUCUUCGGAACACAAAUUAAGAUAUUUUUGAUGAAGUCCGAGAGCUUUCCUGCAUAGACAGCAACACAACUGACACGUUCAAGGCUCAGAAAGGUAGUAAGGACAUUGGUAAAAUAGUCCAUGUGACAUCAGUGGUUCAACCGUAAUGUUAUGAAGCUACGAGAACACUUUUUGUGUGCAACUUUAUUUAACAAUACUCCUCCAAGUCAACAUCAUCUGCCAUUAUCAAGAGUGCCACGACACACGCGUGUGCAUUCCUCUGCUCAUAAACAACGCAUGGGAACAUUUCAUUUGCUUUACUGUCUGUGCAGGGUCAGAAAACUCUUGGAUUUCAUCAACAAUACCUUAAUUUGUGUUCUGAAGAUGAACAAAGGUCUUAUGGGUUUGAAGGGACAUGAGGGUGAGUAAUUAAUGACAGAAUUUUCAUUUUUGGGUGAACUAUCCCUUGAAAAUGUCUUCGAAACAUUUAACAAAAAAGCAAAUGUACAUAAAGUCAGGUUUAUUUUUUAACGGUUCUAGAAAAUAUGACAAUGUUCAUAGCAUAUUCUUAAAACAUAAGCAGAAAUAAUCUGUAAAUUUCUUGUAAAACUGAUCUUAUGUAAAUUCUUACAUUUCAUUUAAAGUGAGAAUUGAAGAAAGAUUUUACACAAUUUACAUUUUUCACUAGUCUGUUAUGAUGUGGAAGUCAACUUUGUGGCUGCGGUUUAUUAAUGUGUUCUCUCAGUUUAAUUGUAUCCUCAUUCCCUUGCUUUUAUUUAGUUAAAUCAUGAACACAACAAGGGAACAAACCAGUAAAAUGUAAGGAUUCAACUCAUACAAAUUAUUCUUUACAGGAUUUCUUUCAUAGCUUUUAU